ACAAUUAUCCCUCGCGUCCCGUUCCUCUUCCUGCCGGGAGACGAGGCGGGCUCCUCUCCCACGGCACGGGAUUCCUUCUCCACCUCUCCUCUUUCCCGUCGCCAUAAAUAGCCGCCGUCCCUCGCCUCAUUCCCCAAUCUCGUCCCACUGUUCGGAGCAGACGACCCCCCGAUCCAAAGCGUUCUUCUUCCCGCGACCCUCGGCGAUCGAUCCCCCGCAUCAAGAUGCAGAUCUUUGUUAAGACCCUCACUGGCAAGACCAUCACCCUCGAGGUGGAGUCUUCUGACACCAUUGACAACGUCAAGGCCAAGAUCCAGGACAAGGAGGGCAUUCCCCCGGACCAGCAGCGGCUCAUCUUUGCCGGCAAGCAGCUUGAGGACGGGCGCACGCUUGCUGAUUACAACAUCCAGAAGGAGAGCACCCUCCACCUGGUGCUUCGUCUCAGGGGAGGCAUGCAGAUCUUCGUGAAGACAUUGACUGGCAAGACUAUCACCCUUGAGGUUGAGUCUUCCGACACCAUUGACAACGUCAAGGCCAAGAUCCAGGACAAGGAGGGCAUUCCUCCGGACCAGCAGAGGCUCAUCUUCGCCGGCAAGCAGCUUGAGGACGGCCGCACACUUGCUGACUACAACAUUCAGAAGGAGAGCACCCUCCAUCUGGUGCUCCGCCUGAGGGGUGGGAUGCAGAUCUUUGUGAAGACCCUGACUGGCAAGACAAUCACUCUGGAAGUUGAGAGCUCCGACACCAUUGACAAUGUGAAGGCUAAAAUCCAGGACAAGGAGGGCAUCCCCCCGGACCAGCAGCGUCUGAUCUUUGCUGGCAAGCAGCUGGAGGAUGGCCGCACGCUUGCUGACUACAACAUCCAGAAGGAGAGCACCCUCCACCUGGUGCUCCGCCUGAGGGGUGGGAUGCAGAUCUUUGUGAAGACCUUGACUGGCAAGACCAUCACUCUGGAGGUUGAGAGCUCUGACACAAUUGACAACGUGAAGGCCAAGAUCCAGGACAAGGAGGGCAUCCCCCCGGACCAGCAGCGUCUGAUUUUUGCUGGCAAGCAGCUGGAGGAUGGCCGCACCCUUGCUGAUUACAACAUCCAAAAGGAGUCCACCCUCCACCUAGUGCUUCGCCUCCGUGGUGGACAGUAAGCGGUCACUGAAGCUGCUGCUGUGCCUGGGUUGUCUGGUCUCAACAUUAAGGGCGUCUUUGAAGCAUCUGUGUCAUUUGUGUCAAGAUUGUAUCUGGUUUUAUGAAUUGGUUUGUGUCGGUGUGUUCGCCUGAAACAGUUGUUGCUGUGCUGCAGUAUGAUAUAAGCUUGAUUAAGUGAUGUUUGAACUUGAAUUUGUGCUCAGUUGGGAUACAUUUCUUCUGUUUUUCAGUUACGCCAGUUCAAGUUUAUAUUACCUGAGAUCAAA
Messenger RNA from Panicum virgatum (switchgrass), 1409 nucleotides. RefSeq names its product polyubiquitin. Gene Ontology annotation, molecular function: protein tag activity; ubiquitin protein ligase binding. Bases 225 to 1142 code for a protein of 305 amino acids. Gene Ontology annotation, cellular component: cytoplasm; nucleus. Gene Ontology annotation, biological process: modification-dependent protein catabolic process; protein ubiquitination. Lineage: Eukaryota; Viridiplantae; Streptophyta; Magnoliopsida; Poales; Poaceae. The transcript has 2 exons. The record is from RefSeq and is a predicted model, not a curated record.